UAUUUUUUUAUAGAAAAAUGUGAUGCUAUAGCUACCGAUUGUUUCUUAAGUGGAUUUACUGAUAUAGGCAAAUGCUUCCAAUGUAAAUUGUUAAUGCAAGAAAAAAAUACAAAUGAUUCUUGUUUCAAAUACGUUUCAGAAAAUCAAAAAGAAUUAAUAAAUCACCAAUUAGAAGUCAAAGGAGAAGAUGAUGAAGAAAUCUAG
This is a messenger RNA of Plasmodium adleri (nom. inval.), 204 nucleotides long. The record is from the annotation of a RefSeq genome assembly. Lineage: Eukaryota; Apicomplexa; Aconoidasida; Haemosporida; Plasmodiidae.